Molecule: messenger RNA, 387 nt
Organism: Diutina rugosa
Lineage: Eukaryota; Fungi; Ascomycota; Pichiomycetes; Serinales; Debaryomycetaceae
Exons: 1
Coding region: 1-387 (128 amino acids)
Source: RefSeq, a predicted model, not a curated record
AUGAGCUCCUCGAACCACCCUGCUCUGUCCGGCAACGCGGACGCCACCAAGAAGCCUCACUCAUCCUUGGGAGACAAGGUCUUUGGGCGGGACCAAAACCCUGACGACGUAAACUGGGAAGCCGAAGGUGCCUCGUUCGGUAAUGGUGUUCACGGAGGUGGUAUGGUGGGCGGCACUGUGGCUGAGAUCCAUAGCCAUCAGGACCAAGCGCACCACCGCGUUGAAGAACACCACCACCACCAUACCAAGAUUGGCGAGAAAAUCGACAAGAUUCUCCAUCAUCACGACCACGGCGACCACAAACACAAGAGCGAAGUGAAGGAACCCGAGCCCACCAUUCCCCAGAUGGGGCCGGUGUACCAAGCGCAAAUGAACAAUCUUAGAUGA